GCACGCUCGCUUACUCUCUCACGCACUGUGGACUGUUUGUUCGUCCACUCGUCAAGCUUUCGUUUCGUUUCGUUUCGUUUAGCCGACGACGACGACGACACAAUACACGAAGUUCUCUCUUUGCCCGUUGCCCAUUCACACUCACUGGCCUCGUGUGCUAGUGCGCUGGUGUUAGUGUUGGUGUUCGUGUUGGAGUGUGUGUGUUGGUGUCGCUACGGCGCUUUGUGCUUUGUUGGUUGGACAACAGCAACGACAACUACGACAACAGAGCGACAGCCGCAGUCGCAGUCGCAGUUGUAGCAGAGUCAGCGAAGACGCGCUCGCCGCUCGACGCCUCGCAGUAGUCGCGUACUUCCGCCGUUAACGUUAGCACCACACAUUUUUACUGACGAGGCUGCCACCGCCGUCGUCGUCGUCGCGGUGCACGCAGCAGCAGCAGCAAACGCAACUGCAACAAUAACAGUUAUCAGUUAACAGUUAGCCACAGGACAACAAACAAACAAAUUAUGCUGACGCGCUCUCCAAUUGAAAGCUAAAACACAACGCGCAUUCCUUUCCUCCCCCCUCGUCAACCAUCCGUCGCCCAACCAACAACACAUUAUUAUCUAGCCGGUAAAACACACAUAUACUCACAACACACACACACACACGUUAAGAAAGUGCAAAUUGUUUUUUUUUUUCAAGUGCUAAAAGAGUUGUGUACUCCAAUUGGAAGACGAAUUUUGGUGUGUUUUGCCAAUUGGACGAAGCCGCAACGCAACGUGAACGUGUCAGACAAAAACAUCGAAGCGAACGAUAAAGUUGUGAAGCAAAACAGAAAACGCAAAAACAAAGAAAAAACAGAAAAAAAGGAAAAUGAAGAACGCGCUAAAAACAACAAAAACAACAACAACAGCAGCAACAACUAGCAAAGCAUAGGCAAAUAAAUACAAGAGCAACAAGAAAGAACGGCAGUGUUCCAAUAAGAAACGAAGCAUAAAGAAUAGAAGAGAAGGAAGCGAGAAGAGGAAGCAGCCAGCAAGCAAGCAAGCACUCUGUGUUUGUGUGUGUGUUUCUGUUUCUGUUUCUGUGUGCGUGUGUUUGAGUGCGAAUGCGAAUGCGAAUCUGUUUGUUUUUGUUUUGUUUGUUUUGUUUGCUCAAUUUGCGAUAUCAAAUGAAAUAAAUCGAAUUAUGUUAAUAAAUCAUUUUGUAAUUGUAUUAAAGGCUUGCCAACAAAAUGACAACAACAACCACAACAACGACAACGACAACAAUAAAUAAAACAAAACUUAAGCUGCCGAGUGGCCGCCGCUUGAGAAACAUUUAAACGGCCCUCCGACAACAACAAAAUAAAUCAAAUUUGCUCAAAUCACAAAAAUCACUUGGAAAACAUAUUUAACAAAAAAGUAGUGCAUUUUUUUAUAUGGAAAAUUAAAAAAAGAAACACAAACAAGCAAACAAAAAAAAAAAAAAAAGAAAUAGAAAGGAAAAGUGCAAUAAUAAAAAUCAAAUCAAAGUAAAUCAUAAAAAUAAAAACAAACAAUACAUUUAUCAAGUGUUUGACGACAACCCGAAAGAGAGCAACUAGGAAAGACGAAGGAGGAGAACUUGAAGAACGAAGGAGAGGAGAGGAGAAGAGGAAGCCCGCCCAGCUGCCAUUGCGGGGGCGAGCGCUCGCCAAAGUUUCGAAACACCUUUGGAAAUUGAAACAAAAAUGAGAAUUAAAAUGCCCGCGGUUCGAAUUGCACAAGAUUCCGACUCCACAGAGAACGAUGCUGUCGCCGCACAGGACAUCCUGACGUGCGGCGCCUGCCAGAAGACCUUCGCACUGUCGGACAUCGUCCGAUUCAUACAGCACAAGGUGCUGCAGUGCAACAAGGAGAACUAUGGCCAGUGCCAGACCACACAAGCGCCCAGCAUGGAUCGCGAUGCUGACGAGGGACGUCCGCUGAGUCUCGUCAAUCGUCGCCCCUCCAUUUCGGCGCCCAUCACAAAUGCCGCUCGCAAAUCGGCGCCCGUUGGCAGCGCCACAGCGCCAGCAAGUGGACAGUCCGCAGCAGCCGCAGCAGCAGCGGCGGCCACAGCAGCAGCAGCCGCAGCGGCAGCAGCAGCCACAGCGGCAGCGAGCGGUUCACGGAUCCACACACCGCCACCAAGUCCGGCGGAUCUGUUGGCCGAUGGCGCCAGCAGCACACCCAAACGCCUCGUAGACGAGAAUGACAAUACAACGCCGAAGGCAGACCUCGAGCAAUCGGAGCAGGCGCACAUUGGACGCAGCGACGAUUGCCACUUGGAUGACGAUGCCAACGACAAUGACAAUGACAAUGACAAUGACGUUGAGAAGCCAAAGGUCAAGCAGGAGCCAACGUAUGCUGACGAUGAGGAUGAUGAGCAGCAACAUCACGUUGAGCUGGACACUGAGCAGGAGCAGACAACGGCAGCAGUUGAUGCUGAUGCUGAUUGCCAACAGCCGCUGGCGAAGCGACCCAAAAUGGAGCUGGUCGAUGCGGAAGCCAACACAGUGCAUACAGAGCCCAGCAACUACACGUGCUCGACGUGCAAGACCCGAUACACAUCCGCGUGGCGCUUGAUUCAGCACGUGCAACACUCGCACGGCGUCAAGAUUUAUGUGGAGUCGAGCGGUGGCGCCACACUCACUGUGGCCACACCUGCCGCACUCAAUGCCGCAGCGUCGGCUGCUGCAAAUGCCAGCAACAACAACAGUGGCAGCAGCAACCACAGCAGCCCCAAUCGCAGUCUCAGUCCAACGGCAGCAGCAGCAGCAGCCGCCGCCGCAGCAGCAGCAGCCGCAGCAGCUGUGGGCGUGCCGCUGCCGUUGCAUGCGCUGAUGGCGCAGGCAGUUGCCUCGCAGUCGGUCUCGCCAGCAGGCAAGCGCAGCAACAGCAACCACAACCACAACAACAGUAGCAGCAGCAGCAGCAGCAGCAGCAACAACAGCAGCAGUAACCACAACAACAGCAGCAACCACAACAACACAGCAGCAAUUGCAGCAAACACAAGCAGCAGCAGCAGUGUCAGCAGCCACUCUCCCACACAGCAGCUGAUGCAGCAGCAACAGCGUGCACAGCAGCAACACCAACAGCAACAACAGCAGCAGCAACAGCAGCAACAACAACAGCAGCAGCAGCAACAGAGCAUGGCCUCAGCAAUGGCGGCAGGUAUGCGACAUCAUCCGCUGCUGGCGCCGCCAGAGGCGAUGCACGCGAAUCCGUUCCAGCUGCUGCGCAUGCCACUGCCACCAGCGCUGGCCCAGAGCAAUGUAGUUCCUAGCGUGUCGCCGCUCUUCGGUCGUCCCACGCCCGCCGAUCACUAUCGCAUGGAGCAGCUGGUGAGCGAACAGUUUCGCCAUCAUGGCUUCAAUCUGGCUGCCGCAGCCGCCGCUGCCCAGGCGCAGUUCAAUGCCGCCAGCAACCAGCAGCAGCAGCAGCAACAGCAGCAGCAACCAACUCCUGGUGUUGCCGUCAAUGUUCCUAACGCCGUCGAGCAGCGACCGCCGUCAAGCAACAGCAGCCAGCGUGGCUCAGUGCCGCCCGCCUCGUUGCCGCCUCCAUCGCUCAGCUCGCAGCAGCAACAGCAACAACAGCAGCAGCAGCAGCAGCCACAGUCCCAGCAACAGCAGCCACAACAAUCCGCAGUGAGUCCGGCUAGCCUGGAACCGCAGCAGAUGGAUUUUUACUCGCAGCGAUUGCGUCAGCUUGCGGGCACAACAAGCCCUGGAGCUGGCAACAUUGUUAACUCGAGCUCGCCGAGUCCACGACAGAAGCAAUCGCCGCGCUUUGCGAGCCCCUCGCCCAGCUCCGUGGCCCCCGUGACACCGCGUCCUCACUCCCUGACGCCACCCGAGAAACCGGAGAAUGGCAACGCCAACAACUUGACCCUUCCCAGCACUCCGCGUUCGGCCAGCACACCGCCCCAUAGCAAGCCACAAGCAGCGGGAGCGGCAGCAACCACAGCCGGAGAUGAGCUCGAGGCGAGCUGCUUUGCGUGCGGCUACUGCGACAAGAAGUUCCGCUUUGAGAACAAUCUGAUCAUACAUCAGCGCACACACACCGGCGAGAAGCCGUACAAGUGCACCGCCUGUGACUUUGAGUGCUCGCACAUCCAGAAGCUGAUGAAGCACAUGCGUGUCCAUCGCAGUCCCACAGCUGAGGGACACGACGGGGGCAGCAGCAAUGGCGGCGAUAACAAUCAGGACGGUCACGAUGGCGGCAGCAAUGCGGACUCGCUUGAGACGAACGAGGCUGACAACGAUGACGAUCCCAAUCCCGAUGAGACCGACGAGGAGUUGAACGAUGAGGACGUCGAUGGUGAUGCAGAGGGUGAGGGAGAGGAUGAGGACGAGGAUGAGCUCGAGGAUUGCGAUGAUGUUGACUACGAAGCCGAAGAUCUGAGCGUGAACAAUCGCAUCGAUGGCAAGAGCCAGAGUCCCAAGACCACAAGCUCCGGUGCCACAUCCCUGGUCGGUGAGCUGAUGGACAAAUUCGGACUCUCGAACAUCGCCCAGUACUCCGAGGCGUACAAGCAGGCGCUGCAGGAGUCGGGACGCAAAGAGGCCGCCGCAGUUGCAGCUGCCGCAGCCGCUGCAGCCGCCGCUGCCGGCGUGGACAACAACAAUCGUGGAGGCUCAGGAGGUGCGGGCGCAGCUGGUGGAGGCUCCACCGGAGGCAACGGUGCUCAACCGCUGUCGGACAAACUGAACGGUUUGCCGGUUGCGGCGCUCCGACUGCGUGAUGAGUUCGCUAAGAACUGCAACAUGUUCCAGCCGCAGCCACAGGAUGCGCCCACAGCCGCCCAGGUGCCGCUCUUCAACCCGUUCCCCAAUCCCUUCGAGCUGUCCAAGCGCAUGAAGAUGGACGGCGGGGACUGGUGGGGCAUGUCCGCACUCCACCGCAACGAAGCGCUCUUCGAGAACUUGAAACUGAAACCCUUGGGCCUGGGUGGCGCCAACUCGCUGCUCCAGGGACCGCUGCUGAAGAAGGAGAGCCGCCAGAGGAACGACACCUGCGAGUUCUGCGGCAAGGUGUUCAAGAACUGCUCCAACCUGACGGUGCAUCGCCGCAGCCACACCGGCGAGAAGCCGUACAAGUGCGAGCUGUGCUCCUACGCCUGCGCCCAGAGCUCCAAGCUCACCCGCCACAUGAAGACGCACGGACGCACCGGCAAGGACGUCUACCGCUGUCGCUUCUGCGACAUGCCCUUCAGCGUGCCCUCCACCCUCGAGAAGCACAUGCGCAAGUGCGUCGUCAACCAGGGCAAAGCUGCCGCCGCUGCGGCGAAUGCAGCCAACGCUGUGGCUGCCGCCCAAGCUGCUGCUGCCGCUCAACAGUUGCAGGCAGCAGCCCAGGCUCAGCAGCAGCAGCAGCAGCAACAGUUGCCGACCCCAUCGCAGCUGUCGCCCGCCUGUCCCAUGGGCGUGGCAGUCGGUUUCCCGCCCCAGUUCGGUACGAUGGGCGGCCACAAUCUGUCGCUGCCGGGAAGCGUUAGUGGGGACAACGACUCGAACGCCUCGUCCAGCCUGCCAGCGCACUCGAUCUCCCUCAAGGAGGAGGCAUGACUUUUUAGCAGCUGGAGCAGCAACCCGCCACCACCACCACCGCCACCUCCGAUGCACCAACUGCAACUGCCGCCGCCUCAUGCGUUGCAACUGCGCGGCAACAACUCGUUGUUGUCCCCCAUGCAACUGCAGCAGCAGCAGCAGCAACAACAGCAGCAACAUCAAGAGCAGCAGCAACAACAGUUGGCCAGCAGUCGCAGUCGCCUCAUGUCGCGCAUCUUCUAAAGAUGUGUUCGCCCCCCCCCCCCUUUGACCUCUGACCCGCCCCACUGUAAAUACCCCAAGUCUUUUGCACUAUCUAAAAGAUUACCCCUUGGCCCCUUGCCCUUCCCCUCACCGCCCCCUGACGAGCUGCCACUCUGAAAGCUAAGCACACACGACACGACAUGUAACGACACGUUAGGACACGACCAGAGGCAUUUAAUACCAAAGCAAUAACCGUUAUGUAAUAUAAUUUUAAUGCAUUUUUUUUUUGUCCAGCUAAAAACAAACGAAAAAACAAAACAAAACAAAAAACAUAUUACCAUUACAUAAUUUGCACAAUAAUCAAUUUUUUUAAACAAUUUUUUUUUUUAUAAAUAUUUUUACGUAAUUUAUAAACAAAAUUGAAAAAGAGAGCGAGAGAGCGAGAGCAGCAGCUGCAGCCAGGACACUCGUCCUGCCAGCGACACAUUUUCCAGUGUAUUUAUAGCAAUUAAGCAACAAACAAAAUUUGUAUAAAAACAAACAAAACAAACAAACAUUAUAUAAAAAAACCCAAAAAAAAACAAAAAAUCAUCUACAACAACUAUGUGAAAAGACCCACUAAAAACGUAAAACAAAAAAUGAAAAAAAAAACCCAAAAAAAAAAAAAAACAAACAAACAAA
This is a messenger RNA of Drosophila albomicans, 6421 nucleotides long. It is a transcript of the gene Cph, whose product is annotated as AF4/FMR2 family member lilli. Gene Ontology annotation, biological process: regulation of transcription by RNA polymerase II. Gene Ontology annotation, cellular component: nucleus. Gene Ontology annotation, molecular function: RNA polymerase II cis-regulatory region sequence-specific DNA binding; DNA-binding transcription factor activity. NCBI's taxonomy places the organism in Eukaryota, Metazoa, Arthropoda, Insecta, Diptera, Drosophilidae. The transcript has 4 exons. The coding region runs from base 1694 to 5554 and encodes 1286 amino acids. The record is from RefSeq and is a predicted model, not a curated record.